Molecule: messenger RNA, 742 nt
Organism: Xyrauchen texanus (razorback sucker)
Lineage: Eukaryota; Metazoa; Chordata; Actinopteri; Cypriniformes; Catostomidae
Product: CDGSH iron-sulfur domain-containing protein 2B-like
Exons: 3
Coding region: 50-457 (135 amino acids)
Biological process (GO): regulation of autophagy; autophagy of mitochondrion
Cellular component (GO): intracellular membrane-bounded organelle; mitochondrial outer membrane
Molecular function (GO): 2 iron, 2 sulfur cluster binding
Source: RefSeq, a predicted model, not a curated record
AGGAAAUCUUUCGCAGGCUCUCAAUUAGAGGCGCACAAAGUCAUUCAAGAUGGUGUUAGAAACUCUCUCCUGGAUUAUUAAGACACAACUUCCAACCUACCUCAAGAAGCUGCCUCUGCCAGAAACUAUCGGAGGCUUUGCGAGACUCACAGUUUUAGAGUGGUUGCGGCUCCUGCCGUUGUUGGGCAUUUUGGCACUGUUGGGUUAUCUGACCAUCCGACCCUUCCUGCCCAAGAAAAAGAAGCAAAGGGACAGUCUAAUCAACCUGAAAAUCCAAAAGGAAAAACGUAAAGUGGAGAACGAGAUCCAUAUAGAGGACCUGAAGUGUACAAACGUUUGCUACUGCCGGUGCUGGCGAUCUAAAACGUUUCCUGUUUGUGAUAAAUCGCACAUAAAGCAUAACGAGCUGACAGGGGACAACGUCGGUCCACUUAUUAUUAAGAAGAAGACUCUGUAGCCCAACUUUGUUUUUGGCCCAUUGAGGAAGAGGAAUAUCCAGUGCAUUGAAGACCACUCACAACACUUUUAAAUAGAUUGUCGUUUUUCUCCAUUGAAAAAACAACUUAAAUUUAGUUUGUUGCACUUACUUACUUACCCAAAACCAUUUCCACCUUAAAAUUGUGACUGUAAUGAUCUGAAUAUUGUGGUUCAUCUAAAGAGAUUAUUUAUAUCGAUUACAUUUACAUUGUUACAUUGUUCUGGUGUGUUUAAUAAUUUAUAUAUAUAUAUAUAUAUAUAUAUA